AUGGCAUCUUCUGGAGACAUACAGGUUAAGGAGCUGGACAAGCGGGCUUCAGGACAAGCCUUUGAAGUCAUUCUGAGCCCCACAGCUCCAGAUGCCAAAGGAGAGUUUCCACUGUCCACCCCAAAAAAGAAGGAUGUGUCCUUGGAGGAGAUCCAGAGGAAACUGGAUGCAGCAGAGGAAAGGCGUAAGAAUCACGAGGCAGAGGUCCUGAAGCAUUUGGCUGAAAAGCGAGAGCACGAGAAAGAGGUUCUCCAGAAAGCCAUGGAGGAGAACAACAACUUCAGUAAGAUGGCAGAGGAAAAACUCAACCAGAAGAUGGAAGCUAACAAAGAAAACCGCACAGCACGAAUGGCGGCGAUGAAUGAGAAGUUUAAAGAGAAGGACAAGAAGCUCGAAGAAGUUCGAAAGAAUAAAGAAACUAAAGACGAGGGUGACAACUGA
This is a messenger RNA of Chanos chanos (milkfish), 441 nucleotides long. RefSeq names its product stathmin 1b (gene stmn1b). The coding region runs from base 1 to 441 and encodes 146 amino acids. The record is from RefSeq and is a predicted model, not a curated record. Gene Ontology annotation, molecular function: tubulin binding. Gene Ontology annotation, biological process: regulation of microtubule polymerization or depolymerization; microtubule depolymerization; neuron projection development. Gene Ontology annotation, cellular component: neuron projection; cytoplasm. NCBI's taxonomy places the organism in Eukaryota, Metazoa, Chordata, Actinopteri, Gonorynchiformes, Chanidae. The transcript is spliced from 4 exons.